AUGGAAGAUGCAUAUUUUAUACUUGAUAAUCCGUUUAAAGAUAAUGAAUUAGGUUUGUAUGCAGUUUUAGAUGGCCAUGGAGGAGGAGAAGUAGUAGAAAGUUGUACUUAGUUCAUACCUGAUAUAUUUAAGAAAGAAUAUAAAAAAAAUAUUGAUGCUAAAGAAUUAUUUAAAACAGUUAUGAAAAAAACAGAUGAUUAAUUAAGAUUAGUUGGUGCAAGUGAUUAAGGAGCUUGUGUAUGUCUAGCGUUAGUUCGAAAAGAAGCGAAUAAUGUAACCAAAUGUUAUGUGGCUAAUUUAGGUGAUACUAGAGCUGUACUUUGCGAAAAUGAUAAAGCAAUAAGAGUUUCUACUGAUCAUAAAGCUGUUAACGAAUAAGAAAUAAAAAGAAUUAAAGAAAUGGGAGGGAUUAUUAUUAGAGGCAGAGUUUCAGGUAGUUUAGCUAUUACAAGAGCUUUAGGGGAUUUAGAUUUAAAAACAGAAGGCGUUUUAAAUGUUCCUGAUACAGAAGAAUUUGUUGUAAGCUAAAAAACACAAUAUUUAAUUUUAGCAUCUGAUGGCUUAUGGGAUGUAUGUGAUGAUUAGAAAGCAGUUGAUUUAUGUAAAAAUAUUAAUGAUACCGCAGAAAUGGCAAAAAAAUUGCUUAAAUAUGCACUGGAUAAUGGUUCAAGGGAUAAUACUUCUGUAAUGGUUUUAAGAUUUAAUUGAUUUUUUUUUAUUAUAAUUAAAAGAUUUUAUUUAAUUUGUAAAAAAAACAUAAUAUAAAUAUAUAAUCUUUGAUAUAAAUGCAAACUUUAAU
Ichthyophthirius multifiliis is the source of this 799-nucleotide messenger RNA. Its product is annotated as protein phosphatase, putative. Gene Ontology annotation, biological process: protein dephosphorylation. NCBI's taxonomy places the organism in Eukaryota, Ciliophora, Oligohymenophorea, Hymenostomatida. Gene Ontology annotation, molecular function: protein serine/threonine phosphatase activity. The transcript is spliced from 6 exons. The record is from RefSeq and is a predicted model, not a curated record.